CGACGAGUUGCUCGGAAAAGUCGGUCCACUGAUUGCAAAGGCAGACACCCGUAUGCGUUUGUCAAUCGGACCCGCCGAGCGACUCGCCAUCUGCCUACGGUACCUGGCAACCGGUGACUCGUACAGGACCAUAGCAUUCAGCUAUCGGGUCGGGCAUGCAACAGUGGCUGUCAUCGUCAAGGAGGUUGCGGGUGCCAUCUGGACCGCGCUGGUCGAGGAGACCAUGCCGGUACCACAGACGGAGGACUGGAGAGCCAUCGCUGCUGGGUUCCAGGAGCGCUGGAACUUUCCAAAUUGCGUUGGUGCCAUUGAUGGGAAGCACGUGGUGAUCCAGGCUCCGGCAAAUUCUGGGUCCCUGUACUUCAACUACAAGUCCACCCACUCCUUGGUACUACUGGCUGUAGUGGAUGCCCAGUACCUCUUCAGGGUAGUGGAUGUCGGAGGUUUUGGAAGGAGCAGCGACGGUGGGAGCCUGCGGAAUUCCGCUUUUGGAGAGGGCAGUCUGCAGCCACCUACCACCUGA
This is a messenger RNA of Gymnodraco acuticeps, 523 nucleotides long. RefSeq names its product protein ANTAGONIST OF LIKE HETEROCHROMATIN PROTEIN 1-like. NCBI's taxonomy places the organism in Eukaryota, Metazoa, Chordata, Actinopteri, Perciformes, Bathydraconidae. The coding region runs from base 53 to 523 and encodes 156 amino acids. The transcript is spliced from 2 exons. The record is from RefSeq and is a predicted model, not a curated record.